This is a messenger RNA of Owenia fusiformis, 989 nucleotides long. The record is from the annotation of a GenBank genome assembly. NCBI's taxonomy places the organism in Eukaryota, Metazoa, Annelida, Polychaeta, Sabellida, Oweniidae.
GUUGAAGGAACAUCAUGCAUUCUCAAAAACAUUUGACAAAAUUGUUGAAGAAUCUCUCUUUAGCGCAAAUUAAAAAUGUUAAGGUGGAGUUUAAUCCUUUCCAUUCAAAGACUAGAUCUAUAAGAGAAUUUCUCUUCCAAAUAAGCGCCCAGAGGGUCAGAGAGACAAACAAUAAAUGCAGUUUGAAAAUAGAUGUCAAAUCUGAUGGAUCAGACCCAAAUGUUGAUGUCAAAUUUGUUGAUGGGCAUAAGCUACAAAUAAAUACAAGGAAUUUAACAACAUAUGAAAUAGCAAACUUAUUCAGUGAACACUGCUUGAAAAGGACAGAAAAUAAAGCAGAAACUUAACCAUAAUCAAACAACAAAUGAAUUCGAAUGUCACAAAUGAUAUGGUUGUACAAUUUGCAUAAAGCUUCACACAAAGAACUCGGCAACUGUAGACAGAACUAUAGAGUGCAGGUGCCAUGUGUUUAAAUACACAAACAUUGCACAAUUCAGUCAUUCCAUAUGGCUAGUUUCAUGUACACUUGGUAUUUACCCAAAAUUACUUGAUAUUACAGUUUGUUUGCUGGAUUUAUUUAACAGAUCAAGAACGAAUCAACGACGAAUCCAUGUACAUUAUUUGUGGACUCCCAAUUAAUAUGAAUGCUGUAAAAGUAAAUUGUUGGGCACACCUUAUUAAUAUGGAUAUUUCAAGUAGAAUAUAAAACUUCAUCUGUAAUCAAUCAAUUGGUUUUAUCCUGGUAGGCUUCUUUUGAAGGAGCAUUCUUUAAGAUUGGACGCCCAUAUAAACCAUUAUAUUCUGAGUGGAGGGCUUAUAGUUAGCUUAUCUGACAUUGUUUUGUUAAUUUUUAUGAGAUUAUAGAUCGCAAAUUUAACCAACCAUUUCUUCUAUUUACAAUAAGUGAUACAAUUCAAUUUACAACUUUUUACUUGAACUUUGAAUUCCCAAGGAUUUUAAGUUUUCUGAAAAGGCAAGGAUCAGGCUAU